AUGAGUGAUAAGACUGGGAUUUUGAGGAAGUACAAGAUUGUCUUCCUUGGAGAUCAGAGUGUUGGGAAAACAUCAUUGAUCACUAGAUUCAUGUAUGAUACCUUUGAUGAUCAAUACGCAGCAACUAUAGGAAUCGAUUUCCUUUCUAAAACAAUGUAUCUAGAAGAUAACAAGACCAUCCGUUUGCAAUUAUGGGACACCGCGGGACAAGAGAGAUUCAGAUCUCUUAUUCCAUCAUAUAUCAGAGAUCUGCAUGUUGCCGUUAUAUGUUAUGAUAUUACUUUGAAAAAAUCAUUUGAAAACUUGACAAAUUGGAUUAAUGAUGUAAAGCUUGAACGUGGAGAUGACGUAAUCAUCGUAAUAGUUGGUAAUAAAUCUGAUUUAGGAAGUAAAAGACAAGUAACAUCUGAAGAAUGUGAACAAUUAGUUGAAAAAGUUGGUGCUAAAUUUGCAUUAGAAACUUCUACAAAGGCAAAUCAUAAUGUUAAAUUAUUAUUCAAAAAGAUUGCACAAUGUCUUCCUGAUUUUACUGAAGAAUCAGAAGAAAAUAAUACUCAAAACCAACCUGAAACUGUUGAUGUGAGCAUGGAGACAACCACAGAGAAUUCUUCAUCAUGUUGUUAA
This is a messenger RNA of [Candida] anglica, 624 nucleotides long. The record is from the annotation of a GenBank genome assembly. Lineage: Eukaryota; Fungi; Ascomycota; Pichiomycetes; Serinales; Debaryomycetaceae.